This is a messenger RNA of Anolis sagrei ordinatus, 3268 nucleotides long. Lineage: Eukaryota; Metazoa; Chordata; Lepidosauria; Squamata; Anolidae. The record is from RefSeq and is a predicted model, not a curated record.
GGUACAUCCCGUUGCCCUCUUCCAGCGCCUCGCAGUGAUGUUGUGAGGGGAGUCGGACGCGGCCUUGAUAAUGGAGGGCGGUUCGGGGGGCUCCACCUCCUACUCAGGGCGCUGCUCGUCCUCUCCUUCGGCGGAGCGGCGCCCCCGCUACCAGUUCGGCCUCCAAGAGACACCGGCUAGUGCCGGCCCUACGUCUUCCUCCAACGAUGGGGCUCCCCUUCCACAGAAAAGCAAAGAGACCAGCAGCGGCCUGGAUUCCUUCUUCCUCCCAAGAGGGUUGGAAGAUUCAUACUUUGGAGACAAGAGUUCCUAUGCAGAAAACAUUAGCACAGUGAAUUUGACAAGCCCUUCUUCAACCAGAGCACAAAAUAUUCCUCAGGCCCGGAAAACACCGCUAUCAUCGGCUAGAGCAGGAUAUAGAAACUGGACUCCUUUUAUGGGAUAUUCAGUUACAUCGUCUUCAGCAGUCUCUACCCAUAGUGUUGCAUCAGUUAUUGUAGCUGUAAUAGAAGGACGAGGCCUUGCUAGAGGUGAAGUGGGAAUGGCAAGUAUUGACUUAAAAAAUCCUGAAGUUGUGCUAUCUCAGUUUGCAGACAAUACAACCUAUGCCAAGGUUAUCACCAAACUCAGAAUUUUAACACCCUUAGAAAUAAUAAUGUCAAAUACUGCAUGUGAUACAGGAAAUGCAACAAAAUUGUUCAGCUUGAUAACAGAAAAUUUCAAGAAUGUGACGUUUACUACAGUUCAAAGAAAAUACUUCAACGAAUCCAAAGGCUUGGAAUAUAUUGAACAAUUAUGUAUACCCGAAUAUUGCACUGUUCUAAUGGAAGUUCAGUCCAAGUAUUACUGUCUGGCAGCGGUUGCAGCUGUGCUGAAAUACGUUGAGUUCAUUCAAAAUUCAGUGUAUGCACCUAAGUCUCUUAAGAUUCGUUUCCAUGGAAGUGAGCAAACAGCAAUGAUUGAUUCAACAUCAGCCCUAAAUCUUGAAUUAAUAACCAACAACAGGGAUCCUAGGAAUGGUCACACUCUUUUUGGCGUUCUAAAUUAUACUAAAACACCAGGGGGAAGCAGAAGACUUAGGUCUAAUAUUCUAGAGCCUCUGGUUGAUGCGGAUACCAUUAACACAAGAUUGGAUUCUGUUCAAGAACUUCUUCAGAACGAGGAAUUCUUUUUUGGCCUUCAGUCAGUUAUUUCACGAUUCCUGGACACUGAACAACUACUUUCAGUUUUAGUUCAAAUUCCAAAACAGGAUACGUUUAAUGCAUCUGAAUCGAAGAUAACAAAUUUAAUUUAUCUGAAGCACACCCUGGAACUUGUGGAGCCUUUGAAGGAUGCUUUGAAAGUCUAUAAAACACCAUUGUUAAAGGCUUAUUAUAGUUCCUUGGAAGAUAAAAGAUUUGGAAUCAUACUUGAAAAAAUUAAAACUGUCAUUAAUGAUGAAACAAGAUAUACAAAAGGAUGUUUGAACAUGAGAACUCAGAAGUGCUAUGCAGUAAAGCCUAAUAUCAAUGAAUUUCUUGACAUAGCACGAAGAACAUACACUGAAAUUGUGGAUGAUAUUGCAGGAAUGAUAGCACAGCUUGCAGAAAAAUAUAGCCUUCCUUUGAGAACAAGUUUUAGUUCAGCUCGAGGAUUUUUUAUUCAGAUGAGUGCUGACUGUGCAGCAAUACACAAUGGUCAGCUUCCUUCAGAAUUUACCAAGAUAACUAAAAUGAAAAAUGUAUAUAACUUUACAUCACCAGAUUUAAUGAAAAUGAAUGAAAGAUGCCAAGAGUCUUUGAGAGAAAUAUAUCACAUGACCUACUUGAUAGUGUGUAAACUACUGAGUGAAAUCUAUGAACAUAUUCAUUGCCUCUACAAACUCUCUGACACUGUGUCAAUGCUAGAUAUGUUGCAGUCAUUUGCCCAUGCUUGCACACUUUCUGACUAUGUACGUCCAGAGUUUACUGAUACAUUAGCAAUAAAGCAAGGAUGGCAUCCAGUUCUUGAAAAAAUAUCUUUAGAGAAACCUGUUUGCAACAAUACUUAUAUCACAGAAGGAAGCAAUGUUGUCAUAAUUACAGGACCAAAUAUGAGUGGAAAGUCAACCUACUUAAAACAGAUAGCUCUUUCUCAGAUUAUGGCACAAAUUGGUUCUUUCGUCCCUGCAGAAUAUUCUUCUUUUAGGAUUGCUGACCAAAUAUUUACAAGAAUAGGUAUGGAUGAUGAUAUAGAAACAAAUUCAUCAACAUUCAUGCAGGAGAUGAAAGAGAUAACAUAUAUCAUACAAAAUGCUAAUGACAGAUCACUUAUCAUAAUUGAUGAGCUUGGCAGAGGUACCAGUCCUGAAGAAGGCAUUGGCAUAUGUUAUGCAGUUUGUGAAUAUCUUCUGAAUUUGAAGGCAUUUACACUCUUGGCUACCCAUUUCUUGGAAUUAUGUCAAAUUGAUACCUUAUAUCCCAAUGCAGAAAACAAUUACUUCAAAGUACAGCAUGUGAGAAGUAGUUCCGAUAUCAGGGAGAAAAUUGCUUAUACCUAUAUGCUUUCUAAGGGACAUACAGAAGAAAAAAACUAUGGAUUAAAGGCUGCAGAGGUUUCAUCUCUUCCUCCAUCGAUAAUAUGUGAUGCUAAAGAGAUCAUAACUCUUAUUUCUAGACAAAUGAUGCAACAACAAAUAAAUACUUCUGAAACAUUAAAAGAGAGGGCUAUAUACCGUUUAGCAAAUAUGUUAGUUCAAACUGCUCGUAACUCUCAACUGGAUCCAAACAGCUUGCAAAUAUACCUGAAGGCUCUAAAGAAGAAAUAUGAGACAGAUUGCCUUGUUUCUGAACAAAUCCCAAUGGAAAACCAGCAGUAAUGUAUGCCUUGGUAUGAUGGACUUCCUUAUAUAAAGCUAGAGCCGAAAGUGAUACAGACAAUGAAUUCUUUAUCAUAACUUCCAGCUGUAUUGCAUUUAACAUUUCAGAGCCAUACUUUAAAGCAGAAAAAGGAUCAGGGACAUAUCUUCUUUCUGGGUUGCCACCAUAUAAAUUUGCUGGCAUUAUUUAGUGACACUUCUACUUUAAUUUCUAAGGAUAAUAUCUUGCACAAUGAAGAACGUAAAAGCAGGAAGGUAUGUAACAGGAAUUAUGUAUCCUGUAUUCGUACAUAUAGUUGUAGUAGUAUUUAGAAGCUAGUUUUGUAAAUGUACUAUUCUGACAAAUUUCUACAGACUAUGAUUAUGCAUUUUCUGUUAUAUUCCAGUAAUGGUCCAUCACUUUUCUUUUCAAUAAAUAUUAUGUAUACUGUU